This is a messenger RNA of Mugil cephalus (flathead mullet), 13280 nucleotides long. RefSeq names its product protein unc-80 homolog. Gene Ontology annotation, cellular component: cation channel complex; axon. The transcript is spliced from 66 exons. Gene Ontology annotation, molecular function: monoatomic cation channel activity. The coding region runs from base 494 to 10930 and encodes 3478 amino acids. The record is from RefSeq and is a predicted model, not a curated record. NCBI's taxonomy places the organism in Eukaryota, Metazoa, Chordata, Actinopteri, Mugiliformes, Mugilidae. Gene Ontology annotation, biological process: monoatomic cation homeostasis.
GGAGAGAUGGAUUAUCCGCGAUUUGAACGCAGCGUUCGGAUGUUUCCUCGGCUUGUUUGUUUUUUUUUUGCAGCUUGCGUGUCGGAACCUGUUUCCGUGCAGCAGAUCGCGGAGGGAAACAAAACAUCUGGCCGCAGCUGCGUCUUUAAGCGCCGCCGCCGAUAAAUUAGCGGCAGGCUGAUCGAGCGCCGCUGUCCGCUGAGGGAGGUGCUGAAAUCAGAGCUCAUUCUCUUCUCCAUCACUCCCCUUACCUCUCUCUCUCUCUCUCUCCAUCUCUCUUACACACACACAAACACACACUCCUCCCCUCUCUCCCUCCCUUAUCUCGCUGUUGCCGCCGAUCGACACUUGCAGCCAUUUUACGCAGGAAGGAACCCGAUCAUGUCGUGAGCUUCGCUGGUUACCUGGGCACAGCCAGCAGCGGCGGCAACAGCAGCAGCAAGGCAGCCGCACACAAGCAGGCGGGAAGGCAGGCGGGCAGGUCCGGGCAAAGAUGGUGAAGAGGAAGAGCCUGGACGAGAACGAGCCGGAGUGCGGGAAGGGGAUACCGUUCCCCAUCCAGACCUUCUUGUGGAGGCAGACCAGUGCGUUCCUGCGUCCCAAGUUGGGGAAACAGUAUGAGGCGUCUUGUGUGUCUUUUGAGCGGGUGCUGGUGGAGAACAAGCUCCACGGGCUGUCGCCGGCCCUGUCAGAGGCCAUCCAGAGCAUCUCCCGCUGGGAGCUGGUCCAGGCAGCCCUGCCCCACGUGCUCCACUGCACGUCCAUCCUGCUGUCGAACAGGAACAAGCUGGGCCACCAGGACAAGCUGGGCGUCGCCGAGACCAAGCUCCUCCACACGCUGCACUGGAUGCUGCUGGAGGCCGCCCAGGAGUGCAACCACGAGCCGAGCCUGGGCCACGGCUGGUCGGCGGGCAGCAGCAGCAGCAGCGCCUUCCUGCAGCCCGUGGGGAACCAGGGCUCGUCGCCGGGGGCGCCCGGCUCCGUGUCCGUGUCCGGCUCGGCGCUCGGGGGCUCGGGGCCGCAGCACGGCAGCUCGCUGCUGGAGGAGGACGAGCACGCGCGCACCAAGCUCUUCCACAAGAGCAUGGCCACGGUGGAGCUGUUCGUGUUCCUGUUCGCGCCGCUCAUUCACCGGAUAAAGGAGUCAGAUCUGACCUUCCGAUUGGCCAGCGGCCUGGUGAUAUGGCAGCCGAUGUGGGAGCACCGCCAGCCCGACAUCCCCGCCUUCACGGCCCUCAUCAAGCCCGUCAGGAACAUCGUGACAGCAAAGAGGAACUCCCCAGUCAACAACCAGUGCAGCCCCUGCGGAUCUGGCAACCCGGGUCCCAUGGGUUUCCAGGUGGUCUGCGAGGCCGCCCAAUCGGAUUCCUCCUCCCCCUCGGCCGGGGAGCAGAGCUGUCGUCGUGGCAACUCGGUGGAGAAAGGCGGCCCUUCCCAGCAGCCCGCGCCGGUCAAAGGCCCCUCCAAGAAAAAGACUUCAGCCCCCGCCGGCCUGCCAGCGUCUCUGGCCCAGCGGGCGCGCUACGCCACUUACUUCGACGUGGCCGUGCUGCGCUGCCUGCUGCAGCCGCACUGGACGGAGGAGGGCGUGCACUGGGCCUUGAUGUUCUACCUGCAGCGCUUGAGGCAGAUCCUGGAGGAGAGACCCGAACGCCCCCCGGAGCCCCUGGUCGCGCCUCUGCCACGCCCACGCAGCAGCUCCAUGGUGGCCGCGACGCCCUCGCUAGUCAACACCCACAAGACGCAGGACAUGAGCCUGAAAUGCAACGAAGAGGGGAAAUCUCUGAGCAGCGAGACCUUCGCGAAAGUGUCUCUGACGAACCUGCGUCGCCAGGCCGUUCCCGACCUGGCCUCUGACCUGGGAAUGAACAUCUUCAAGAAGUUUAAGAACCGGCGUGAAGACCGGGAGAGAAAGGGCUCCAUCCCAUUCCAUCACACGGGAAAGAAGCGGCAGCGUCGCAUGGGAGUUCCUUUCCUGCUGCACGAGGACCACCUGGACGUCUCGCCCACCCGCAGCACCUUCUCCUUUGGGAGUUUCUCGGGCCUGGGAGACGACCGGCGCGCUCUGGACCGCGGCGGCUGGCAGGCCACCAUCAUGGGCAAGUUCACACGGCGGGGCAGCACGGACACAGCUGCAGACGCCGACAGCCUGAGCGCCAAGCACUCGCACUCGCACCACUCUCUGCUCCGAGACAUGCCCGACCACUCCAACAGCCACAGCGACAACACAGUCAAAGAGGUCCGAUCUCAGAUUUCCACCAUCACCAUGGCGGCAUUUAACACAACGGUGGCGUCCUUCAAUGUGGGCUACGCCGACUUCUUCACCGAGCACAUGAAGAAACUCUGCAACCCCGUAGCCGCGCCCGAGAUCCCCGUGGAGCCGCUGGCCUGCGCCAACCUUCCGCGCAGCCUAACGGACUCCUGCAUCAACUACUCCUGUCUGGAGGAAGGGGAGAACAUCGAGGGGACCAAUAACUUUGUGUUGAAAAAUGGCAUGUUGGACCUCACUGCUGUCCUGCGGGCUCUUUACGCCGUCCUCAGCCACGAUAUCAGCUCCAGGAUCUGCGACGUGGCCCUCAACAUCAUCGACUGCCUGCUGCAGCUGGGCGUGGUGCCCGACAUGGGCAAGAAACUGUCCAAGCCCGACAACAAGGAGAACCAGGAGGCGCGAGCCAAAGAUGGCCAGGGGCUCGGAGGAGGCGCUCAGGGAGGCGGCUCCAUCGCCGGGGCCGGAGCAGGCGGAGGGGGAGACGGAGGUGGAGGAGGAGGAGGGGGAAGUGGCGGAGGGAGCGGUCAAGGGAGCAAGGAUGAUGUGAAGAAUAACAAAGAUAAUGACAAAAAGGAAGAGGGCUCUGGCUUCAGCACCCACCGCCUGGCUUUGACCAUGCUGAUAAAGAUAGUUAAGUCUCUGGGUUGUGCUUACGGCUGUGGCGAGGGCCACCGCGGACUGUCAGGGGAUCGGCUCAGGAUGCAGGCUCAGAACUGCCUGACCAACCUGUAUAAGCUGGACAAGCUGCAGUUUCGUCAGACUAUGCGUGAAUACGUCAACAAAGACUCCCUCAAUAACAUAGUGGACUUUCUGCAUGCACUGCUGGGCUUCUGUAUGGAGCCCAUUACUGACAAGUACGGCAGUGCAGGUGAGAGGUCCAGGAGGGCGAAAAAAAGAAACAUCGACAAGGCGGGCUUCGGCAACAACUUCACCACGGGGGACAACAAGUCCGUGGCCCAGAACAUGGAGGCGGUGGUGGUGGGCUGCAUGUUUAAGUCCCUCAUCACCCGCUGCGCCUCGACCACGCACGAGCUGCACAGCCCCGAGAACCUGGGUCUGUACUGCGACAUCCGCCAGCUGGUGCAGUUCAUCAAGGAGGCCCACGGAAAUGUGUUCCGCAGGGUGGCACUGAGCGCGCUCCUGGACAGCGCCGAGAAGGUCACCGCCACCAAGAGGCCCGACGACAAGGAGGAGUCGAAGCAGCCCGGGCCGAGGAGGUCAGAGGCGGGUGUGUCCGGGGAGAAGGGUCAGGUGUCCAGUGCUGCAGAUGAGUGUCGCAGCUACAUCUCCAGUAGACCCCCCCAGACACCCGAACAUGAAGAGCAGAUCCCGGGCGCUCUGCUGGGCAGGAAGGAUUUUUGGAGGAAGAUGUUCAAGUCGCAGAGCGCAGCCAGCGACACCAGCAGCCAGUCGGAGCAGGACACGUCCGAGUGCACCACGGCGCACUCGGGCACCACCACCGACCGGCGCUCUCGAUCCAGAUCCCGGCGCAUUUCACUGCGCAAGAAACUAAAGCUCCCUAUAGGGAACUGGCUGAAGCGUUCCUCUCUGUCCGGACUGACUGACGGCGUUGAGGACCUGCUGGACAUCAGCUCGGUGGAUCGGCUGUCCUUCAUACGCCAGAGCUCAAAGGUGAAGUUCACCAGUGCGGUGAAGCUGUCCGAAGGGGUCGCGGCGGGGCCGGAGUACGGCAGGGACGAGGAGGAGAAUUUCUUCAAGCGGCUCGGUAAAUGGAGGUCUGGCAGGAGGAAUCCAUCCAAGCUUCACCACACAGAAGAGAAAGAUGGACCUCACGGCUUUCAGGAGCGCCUGGCAGCCAGUCAGGAGGCCAUGAAGAACAAGAACGUGGUGAAUCUGGGCGCCAUCCGGCAGGGCAUGAAACGCUUCCAGUUUCUGCUCAACUGCUGCGAGCCGGGAACAAUACCUGACGCCUCCAUCCUCGCCGCUGCCCUGGACCUGGAAGCUCCGGUUGUGGCCCGGGCCUCCCUCUUCCUCGAAUGUGCCAGAUUUGUCCACCGCUGUAACCGUGGCAACUGGCCCGAAUGGAUGAAGGGCCAUCAUGUAAAUAUCACCAAGAGAGGCCUGUCUAGGGGCCGAUCCCCUGUUGUCGGCAACAAAAGAAACCAGAAGCUCCAGUGGAACGCAGCCAAACAUUUCUGCCAGUGGGGAGACGCCAUUGGCACGAGGCUCAGCGAACUCUGCCACUCGGACAGCGAGAGCCCCGCCAACAUCCUGGGUUACAUUUACGACGAGGAGACCAAGCGGAGGAUGAGAAAAGAAGACGAGGAAGAAGAUUAUUUAGAUGACAACACGGUCAAUCCGACAAAAUGUGGCUGCCCCUUCGCCCUGAAGAUGGCGGCUUGCCAGUUGCUGUUGGAAAUCACCACUUUCCUGCGAGAGACCUUCCCCUGCUUACCAAGACCACGCACUGAACCACUAGUGGAUCUGGACAGCUGCCGCCUACGUCUGGACCCAGAGCUCGGCCGCCAUCGCUACGAGAGGAAGAUCAGCUUUGCGGGGAUCCUCGACGACGAGGACGGACACGAUUCGCUCAACAGCAGCAGCCACACUCUGAAAUCCGACACCACGGGCGACGACAAGAAGACCCAGGAGGCUCAAGAUAAUCUCUCCUCGCUUCCUUGUUCUCCAGCGCCCAUAAGGAAGAUUCGUAUCGGAGGCUCCCGGCUGCUUCAGAUUAAAGGCGCCCGCAGUUUUCGCGUCAAGAAGGGGGGCUCCCUGUCCUCUAUUCGCCGCGCAGGGAGCCUGAAGAGCACCAAGUUGUCUCGGCAGGACUCCUCCUCUGAGAACGAAGAGGGGCUGCUGUCACAAACACACAGCAGGGACACUGUCACUGACAUCGGAAGUCCUUUCAGCACCAGUGAACCAAGCAUCGAGCCAGAGGGUCCGAGCACAGGAGGACUAGAGGACAACUACCACCGCAACAUGUCCUGGCUUCAUAUCAUGAUCCUGCUGUGCAACCAGCAGAGCUUCAUAUGCACCCACAUAGACUUCUGCCACCCGCGCUGCUACCAGCACCACAGCCGCUCCUGCGCCCGCCUCGUCCGCGCCAUCAAGCUCGUGUACGGCGAGACGGUGGACAGCCUGAGGGAGGACAGCGCCUCCUCUGGCAACAUCGGCGCUCGGGCGAAGAAAAACAAAGAGUGUUCCGACAAGUCUUGUUUGAGGACCCCGUCUAUGAAGAGGAGACCCACCGACUCCAACACCGAGGGGAAGAAGGACACGGGGAUGCUCAAGUACAUCCGCAACCAGGUGAUGAGCUUAUCUCCAGCUCCUCUUUCCUUGCUGAUCAAGGCAGCUCCUAUCUUGACCGACGACAUGUACGGAGACAUCCAGCCGGCAGCCUGGGAGCUUUUGCUCAGCGUGGAUGAACAUAUGGCAGCUGCUGCUGCCGCCAUGUUCCUUCUGUGCGCGGUGAAGGUUCCGGACGCGGUGACCGAAAUGAUGAUGGCCGAGUUCCAGCACCAGGAGGCCUGCCAGCGCAUCAACUCCAUCCUGAAGUUUUACACGCUGUGGCGAUUCCGCUACCAGGUGUGGCCUCGCAUGGAGGAAGGAGCCCAGCAAAUCUUUAAGAUCCCUCCACCCAGCAUCAACUUCACUCUGCCGUCUCCAAUACUGGGGAUGCCGUGUGUCCCCAUAUUCGACCCGCCCUGGGUGCCCCAGAACACCGGCAGCGUCCAGGACCCGAUCAACGAGGACCAGUCUUACCCCACAUUAAUUCAGUCAGUCCAUACCAUAAAAUCCUUCUCGGCGCGGGCGGUGUCGCGCUCCCACCAGCGGGCCGAGCACAUCCUCAAGAACCUGCAGCAGGAGGAGGAGAAGCGGCGCCUGGGCCGCGAGGCCAGCAUCAUCACGGCCAUCCCCGUGGCUCAGGAGGCCUGUUACGAGCCCACGUGCAGCCCUCCGCCCGAGCAGGAGGAGGAAGCAGAAGAAGUGGUGAACCUGGCAUCACGCCGUCUGUCCGUCAGUCCAUCCUGCGCCUCCAGUAACUCCCACAGGAACUAUUCCUUCCGCCGGGGCUCCGUGUGGUCCGUCCGCUCACUGGCCAGUGCUGAAGACGAAGAAAACACAACAGAGCACACUCCCACUCACCACAUGCUACAGCCACCCCAGGCCGUCUUCCCAGCAUGCAUCUGCGCUGCCGUCCUGCCGAUAGUGCACCUCAUGGAGGACGGGGAGGUUCGAGAGGACGGCGUCGCUGUGAGUGCUGUUGCUCAACAAAUCCUCUGGAACUGCCUGAUUGAAGAUCCGGCUCUGGUCCUGCGCCACUUCCUGGAGAAACUAACAGUGAGCAACAGACAGGAUGAGCUGAUGUACAUGCUGAGGAAGCUCCUGCUCAACAUCGGAGAUCUGCCAGCUCAGACCUCUCAUAUACUCUUCAACUACCUGGUGGGACUGAUAAUGUACUUCGUGCGGACGCCUUGUGAGUGGGGCAUGGACGCCAUCUCGGCCACGCUGACCUUUCUGUGGGAGGUGGUCGGCUACGUAGAGGGGCUCUUCUUCAAGGACCUGAAGCAGACCAUGAAGAAGGAGCAGUGUGAGGUCAAGCUCCUGGUGACUGCCUCCAUGCCAGGGACCAAAACAUUAGUGGUGCACGGGCAGAAUGAAUGUGACAUCCCAACACAACUACCAGUCCACGAAGACACUCAGUUUGAAGCCCUGUUGAAGGAGUGUCUUGAAUUUUUCAACAUUCCCGAAGCCAGGUCAGCGCAUUACUUCCUCAUGGACAAACGGUGGAACCUCAUCCAUUAUUCCAAGACGUACGUGAGAGACAUCUACCCUUUCCGGAGGUCAGUCUCUCCCCAGCUCAACCUCGUCCACAUGCUGCCUGAGAAAGGACAGGAGCUCAUCCAGAAACAAGUGUUUUCUCGUAAACUCGAGGAAGUCGGCCGCGUCCUGUUCCUCAUCUCCCUCACGCAGCACAUGCCAGCUGUGCACAAGCAAUCCCACGUCUCCCUCCUGCAGGAAGACCUCCUUCGCCUGCCCUCCUUCCCACGCACAGCCAUCGACGCAGAGUUCUCCCUGUUCAAUGAGCCUCAAGGGAAGGAGCUGUUUGGUUUGGACACCCUCCACAAGGUUCUGUGGAUCAAGCUGCUGGAGGAGAUGUUUCUGGGCAUGCCCAGUGAGUACCCGUGGGGCGACGAGAUGAUGCUGUUCCUCAACGUCUUCAAUGGAGCUCUGCUGCUCCACCCCGAGGACAGCGCCCUGCUCAGGCAGUACACAGCGACCGCCAUCAACACCGCCGUGCACUUCAACCAUCUCUUCUCAUUGAGCGGUUACCAGUGGAUCCUGCCCACCAUGCUCCAGGUUUAUGCUGAUUAUGAGAGCAACCCUCUACUGAGGCAGGGCAUUGAGUUUUGCUGCAGGCAGUUCUACAUCCUCCACAGAAAACCCUUCAUCCUGCAGCUGUUUGCCAGCGUGGCUCCGCUUCUGGAGUUCACUACCAGCACCAGCACUGGUCUGUCCAAAGGAGUGUCCGCCCAAUGUCUGUUCGACCUGCUGGUCUCUCUGGAAGGUGAAACUCAGGAUGCCCUGGACGCUCUGGAGCUGGUCAAGGCUGAGAAGCCUCUGCGAUCUCUAGAUUUCUGUUACGGCAACGAGGACUUGACCUUUUCUAUCAGCGAAGCCAUCAAGCUCUGUGUCACCGUGGUUGCUUACGCCCCCGAAUCUUUUAGGAGUCUCCAGAUGCUGAUGGUGCUGGAGGCUUUGGUUCCCUGCUUUCUCCAGAAGCUCAAGAGCAACACAAUCACCAUGGAGUCCGCUUCGGCCGCCAGGGACGAGAUCGCAGCCAUUGCUGCUCUGGCCACAUCUCUACAGGCCCUUCUCUACAGCUCCGAGGCAUUAACGAGGCCCAUGACAGCACCUCAGUUGUCCCGUUGUGAUCAGGGCCAUAAGGGAGGCACAACUGCAAACCAUGCCAUGUCAGGAGGAGUCAACACCAGGGACAACCUCCACCUGCUGGAGGAAGGUCAAGGGAUGCCACGGGAGGAGCUGGACGAGCGCAUCGCCCGGGAGGAGUUUCGCCGACCACGGGAGUCCCUGUUAAACAUCUGCACUGAGUUUUACAAGCACUGUGGACCCCGACUCAAAAUCCUGCAGAAUGUCGCCGGCGAGCCGCGCGUCAUAGCUCUGGAGCUCCUGGACAUCAAGUCCCACAUGAGGCUAGCAGAGAUCGCUCACGCCUUGCUGAAGCUGGCGCCCUACGACACCCUGACCAUGGAAAGCCGAGGCCUGCGUCGCUACAUCAUGGAGAUGCUGCCCAUCACCGACUGGUCCUCGGAGGCCGUCCGCCCCGCCCUCAUCCUCAUCCUCAAGAGGCUGGACCGCAUGUUCAACAAAAUCCACAAGAUGCCUACGCUCAGGUGCGCUCGCCCACAGGCAUUAUGCACCAGGAGACAGGUGGAGUGGGAGGCGGCGAGCAACCUGAUCGAGGGGAUCUGCCUGACCCUGCAGCGGCAGCCGAUCAUCUCCUUCCUGCCGCACCUGCGCUCGCUGAUCAACGUCUGCGUCAACCUGGUGAUGGGAGUGGUCGGUCCCUCCAGCGUGGCAGACGGGCUGCCUCUCCUCCACCUCAGCCCCUACCUCUCCCCUCCUCUCCCUUUCAGCACGGCCGUGGUGCGGCUGGUCGCCCUGCAGAUUCAGGCCUUGAAGGACGACUUCCCUCUCAGUCAUGUGAUCUCGCCUUUCACCAAUCAGGAAAGGCGAGAGGGGAUGCUGCUCAACCUCCUCAUUCCCUUCGUAUUGACGGUGGGAUCUGGAAGCAAAGACAGCCCCCACCUCGAGCAGCCGGAGAUCUUCCUGCUCCUCCAGACAGUCAUCAACAUCCUCCUGCCCCCUCGCAUCAUCUCCACCUCCCGCACCAAGAACUUCAUGCUGGACGCGUCCCCGGCUCACUGCUCCACGCCGGGGGACACGGGGAAGGACCUGCGCAGGGAGGGGUUAGCGGAGUCCACCAGCCAAGCUGCGUAUCUCGCUCUGAAGGUGGUGCUGGUUUGCUUCGAGCGCUCUCUGGGGAACCACUGGUAUCGGCUGAGCCUGCAGGUGAAGGAGAUGGCUCUGAGGAAAGUGGGCGGACUGGCCUUCUGGGACUUUAUCGACUUCAUCGUCCGAACUCGGAUCCCCAUUUUCGUCCUGCUGAGACCCUUCAUUCAGUGCAAGUUGCUGACGCAGCCCGCCGACUCCCAGGAGGAGAUCACAGCCCGGCACCACAUCGCCGACCAGCUGGAGCGACGCUUCAUCCCGCGACCCCUCUGCAAGAGCUCCCUGUUUGCAGAGUUCAACAACGAGCUCAAGAUCCUCAAGGAGGCCGUGCACAGCGGCUCAGCGUACCAGGGCAAGACGUCCAUCAGCACGGUGGGGACCUCCACGUCGGCCUACCGCCUCAGCCUGGCCACGAUGUCGCGCUCCAACACGGGCACCGGCACGGUUUGGGAGCAGGACAGCCAGCCGUCACGUCAGCCUUCGCAGGACACGCUCAGCCGCACCGACGAGGACGACGAAGAGAACGACUCCAUGAGCAUCCCCAGCGUGGUGAGCGAGCACGAGGCGUUCCUGCCGCGGGUGAUGUCCCAGCGGCGCUUCUCCAGCCACGCCACCGGCUCGGCCGCCUCGCAGCCCGAGGCCCCGCGCGCCACCAUGUUGCCCAGCCACAGUGAACCCAAUGUGCUAGAUGAGUCCCAGGGCCUUCUUCAGGAGGGUAACCUCUCUAGGGUCGCCAGUGUGCAGAGCGAGCCGGGCCAGCAGAACCUCCUGAUCCAGCCCCCCUUAGGACGAAAGCGAGGACUCAGACAGCUGCGUCGCCCCCUGCUGUCCAUUCCAAAGAAUGAGCCGCGAGGUCGAUCCGGGGCGAGGCUUUCUACGACGCGCAGGAGCAUCCAGCCCAAGAACAAGCCACUGGAAACUUUAUUGGACUGUGAAGCGCAUGGAGACCAAAAGAGGUCAGUCACCUUUACAGAGAAUCAAGGCCAGCAGGCGUCGGCAGGGGCCGGCAAGCCCCCGAUGACUCCCAGCGCCGCGGAGGCUCCAGCUGAGGGCAGGAAGGCCAGUCCUGCGUCGGCAAAGUCCCCAACGCUAGAAGUGCCCUCAGCCUCCUCAGCCACAGUCACUGCCGACCUACACGGACCUGCAAACACACAGGUCCCUCCAGCCAUAAGCAGCAAGGAGAAGAGAGAGCAGUGGGGGCUCCGCAGCAGCCUCUCCCCUCCCCCCUCCAUCUCCCGCCCCUCCACUCCCACCCCCCCAUCCCGAACCUGCUCCCCUCUCCCUCUCUCCCGAACCUGCUCCCCUCUCCCCCUGUCCCGCACCUCCUCCCCUCUCCCUCCGCCGCUCCCCGUGCUGGCCACAGCGCCCGCCCCGGGCCCCCCACCCCCGCCGCCGCUGCCACCACCACCACCACCACAACCGACCCCGCUCCUCCCCCCGCCUCCGCCGGGGCCUUCGCGGAUCAGAGAGAGCCCCGGGGACGAGGACACGACGGCGCUCCUCCCCCGCAGCGGCACCCUGCUGCAGCUCAGCGAGGACGACGGCACCGAGAACCCGCUCCUCACCCCUCUGCUGUCCCCUCCUUCACCCCGCCGCUCGCCCCGCCGCUCUCCUCUUCCUCUCUCCCCCGUCGACCUGGACCUGGAUGAAUCCCACGUGUGAGGGAAGCGACAGGUGCAUUUUAUUUCUCUAUGUGGAGCUUCUACAACUUCUACAUAGGUCUACACGGUCUAUUCUCCCUCACUCACAUCCUAAAAGCUGUUUCCCUCUCAAACUAAACUGCUCUCUCCUCGGGUCCAGUUAUUUAGUUUCACAUCUAAAUUUCUCCUUGAUCUCAGUUUUCUACCUGUCCUUAAACUGAGGACUGAAUGUAUAUCACAUCAGCAAUCUGCUCUCUUUACAUCUCAUCUCAUCAGAAAGCCCAAGAUAUUUAUUUUCCAGUCAGUAGCAGAGCAAAUAAUUACUUAUAAAAGAGAAGAAAUUGAUUUUUUUUUAUUAAAUAAAGGGAAUAAAUAAAUAUACACUACAGUAUAGGAUUUUAAACAUUAUAUGUGGUCGUGUGGAACAGGAAUAAAACAUUAUAUAUAUAUAUAUAUAUAUUGAGAGAGUUUAUAUUUAAGAAAAAUCUAAAUGUGCUUUUGAUUUACUUGAAUAUAUUGAUUGUUUUUUUAGGUUUAAAGAAAAUAUAUAUAAGAAGAGACAAAAAAGGUGUCAAGAGUGAGAUUAUGGGAAAUAUAGUGCAGUUAAACUUAGACUGCACAGGAAGUAUAGAUUAUUUAGCAGCAGAUUCACCAAACUGCUGCUUUUCAUUGUGCAAUCGACAACUCCCCCUCCAUUAGACUCCACAGCGUGCUGCUCGGUGUCUCCGCAGAAUAUUUAAUUUGUGACCAAAGACUGUAUCUCCGUCUCGUGUGUGUGCGUAUCAGCUCAGAACUAGCAGUUAUAAUGUCCCGGUGUUGCAGUGCUGCUCACGCCGUCCUGUUUGUGAUAUCGUCUUGUGUUCAGAGCAGUAAGACUUCCUUUAAAUGUGACUACUGUGACGAAGUGAUGCGGCACAUUGGCCGCUACCUCUUUUGCCCAUUCCGCGCCUUAACCGUCAUUCAUUUCUCUGAGUGAAAACCUCCUACCGUCACAUUUAUUGCGCGUUUCUCUCUGCCCUGUUCAUGAAAUUAUACUGUAUCUGCCUCACAUUCAACCCUAUUCAGCCUGUGGUAUCUACAGUAAUAAUGCUCAUGUGAAAGAUACUUUAUGUGCCAUAAUUCACACCAAUGCACUGUGAGUGUUUUGUUAUUGUUCUUUCUUUUUGCCGUUCCUGUUUGUGAUAAUAUUGUGUGAUUAUGCCGGUCUCAUAGAGGUUAAAGGGGUAGUUCAGUUUAUCAAAGUGGGGUUGUAUUACAUUCAUAGUCCUUGUAUUACCUACAGUAGAUGGUGGUCUCAAUUUGGGAAGCGGGCAGAUAAGCAAAAGCGAAGCACUUUGUUGGUGACAUAAAACAAAACCCACUGAAAACAAAUCUUUUUUUUUUUUUUUUUUUUAGGACAUUUAUUCAUUUAUUCAGAAUCACACGUCUAUCACAGGGUAUUUAGUCUAUCAUCACAGUUUUACCCUGCCUCAACACAGUCACUUUCAAAGCCUCUUCAAGGCUGCCAGACUCCAUUAACAAAAACAGAAAAUUUUACCUUGACUUUCUGUUUUUUUGUUGUUGUUUUGUUUUUUGUUUGUUUUUUUGUUUGUUUUUUGACGAUUAAUGAUUCAGAUUUAAAUUAGGGUUCAAAACACCAGAGUCAAUAAGUGAAUUAAGCUAAUAAAUCAGGGCAUUAGUAGACCAGACACUCUGUAAUGCUUCACAAUUAAAUUGUUGUUUUUGUCAAUGGACUCUGGUGCUGGCUACCGACAGGAAACUGAAGCCGCCAGAUUCCAUUGACUAAACUUGAAAUUUUACCUUGUAAAACACAGGGGUUUCGGUGUUUGUUAGUUUGGAUAUGAAUAAUAUUAAAGCAUUAAGUCACACAAUGCCUCAAAGUAACGAACUGGUAGAGGCGGUGUUUGACUGGAAACGACAGUGUUCUGCGAGAUUGCUGUUUCUGUCAAAGGUGUCUGGUGCCACCCACCGUCUAUUCUAGGUAAUGCUCUUUAAAGCAGUAGCUCCUACAGUCCCAUUUUAAAGAAAUCAAACUCUUCCUUUAAGAAACAUAAUGUCACACAAAUGACUUUUCAUUGAUAGAGGACAGUACAUGUGCACGAACUGGCAGUUGUUGACGUAAAACAUUCUCAUCCUGUCUAAAUACGUCUCAGCUGUUUUCGUUUUUGUAAGGCGCCAAACCUAACGUGCAACGAAGCAUCUUUUUUUCUUCUUCUUCUUUUAGCCAGAGGGCAACUGAAUUGUUGUAUCUGAGUUCCCUUUAAAUGUAACGUUUCUGUGUCAAAUUAUGUCUUCUUUGUGCAAUGGUAGAAUGAAGCUACAGUAUAUCAGAAUAUUUCUGGAACAUCUAAAUAAAUGGAUAUUGUUUACAA